ACUAUAGCUUUAUUCAUUUCCUGAUGCAGGCUAUCAUUGCAUAAAAUGAACAUCCCGAAAGGCGCAAUCCGCUCAUCCGGACUCCAGUUACUAUUGGAUCAUGACGUCCCUCUUAAACCUCCACCGUCCAUCACUGAUUCUCUCACCAGCAUCCCUGAUUCAGCGAGGAAAUUUUUCGCCUCUGUAUCGAGUCCCACUGAGAUUCUGUCCUCGAAACUCGUCUCUAGAGUAGAAGGAAUCGAUGUUAUCGAGGGGGGUUACAACUUUGUACAUAUCCUUAACCUCGACAUUGGUGAAUCUGGCCGCCCCUUUCCCUUUGUUUUGCGCUUUCCAAUUGAUCCGGAUACCAUCUCCCGAUGGCAGACUUGUACAGCUGUGGGCUGUAUGAUGUACUGUCAGCAACACCCCGAUCUCAACAUACCCACUCCAGCCAUCUACGCUUAUAACUGCACUUAUGGAUCGGAAUUCAUUGCCAUGGAAUAUAUCGAUGGAGAUACCCUGAACAACGUGUGGCUGGACCUUCCAGAGGAGGAAAAGCAGAAUAUGGUCAACCAAGUCGUAGAGAUAAUGCGUACGAUGAGGACAAAGACGAGCUUCAAGUUGAUCGGAGGAAUCACCCCAGAUGGUUCCUCCUGUCCUCUAGUCGAUGACAGGGAUGCCGCGAGUGGGAAGGGAGUAGUUGACGGUUUCGGUCUAUACAGUAUUGGGCCGUACGAAUCCGUGCGUGAAUACGUUCAGUCCGUCUUCGACCGUCAAUUCCAUCAUAUGGAUCAAAUGCUGCGCAAAGGUACACUAUCGGCUUACGAAGCAGAGUACAGGAAGGAUAUGAGCGAGUGCCUUCGCAGUUUGACGCUGGAGGAGGCAUUCGAACUUGUAAAGAGCAAGAGGGAUGAUUUUAUGGCACAGCCAUACGACUGCAAUUACCCCUUCGUGUUGCGGCAUGGCGAUUUACAUGGGCGGAAUGUCAUGAGCGAAGUUAAUGCAACGCCUAGCCAUUCUUCCCCCCGCCGUAUACUGGCGAUUCUCGACUGGGACUUUGGUGGUUCUCAUGCGCUCCCGCUCGCUGACGAAGCCUUCGAGGUGUCCUCCCCAGACACCAACGAAAAUACCGAUGUGCGCGUAAAGCAAGGGGAUGAGUUAUUUAAUACACUACUCCAGAUCGAUAAGCUCGUCGGAUUUCUCCCGAGAGACGAUCAUCUGACCGGAUUAGUGGCAUCCAUGAAACUGUUCGUCCUUGACUGUGAAGCCAAGACAGCACGAGGCAAGGAUGUCAUUGCGAGCGUUGGUGCUGAUCCCAGUAUUGAUGCUACGUCCGAUAUCCCCAUUGAUGCUGAGGAGUAA
This is a messenger RNA of Pisolithus orientalis, 1341 nucleotides long. RefSeq lists its product as uncharacterized. The record is from RefSeq and is a predicted model, not a curated record. Lineage: Eukaryota; Fungi; Basidiomycota; Agaricomycetes; Boletales; Pisolithaceae. Bases 46 to 1341 code for a protein of 431 amino acids. The transcript is spliced from 4 exons.